GUGAAGACUUCCUGGUGAGCGUGCAAGUGUCAAGGUCACAAGGUCACGCCUACGGACGUCUGUACAUGACAUUACACGACGGCACACAGAACACCGGGGUUGUCGACUUUUCCAGAACUGACCGCCACUACCACGCCUCCGAGAGAGAGGAUCACGUGAUCACCGUGGGCAGCACACUGACCCAUGUCCACUCGGCCAGGCUCUUGUUUGACCGGGGCACAGGACUCUCUGCUCUGGGCACGUCACACCAGCUGGCUGUGGACUCGGUACACCUCACUCACCUCACUACCAACGCCAG
This is a messenger RNA of Aplysia californica (California sea hare), 298 nucleotides long. RefSeq lists its product as uncharacterized. The record is from RefSeq and is a predicted model, not a curated record. NCBI's taxonomy places the organism in Eukaryota, Metazoa, Mollusca, Gastropoda, Aplysiida, Aplysiidae.